GUGCCGGAGGUUGCUGACCCCUCCAGCCAUGACUACCACCCCUAUUGUUCCACGCUGCUGUUUGUGCAGUCCUGGGGGGGUCCAGGGACAGCUUAGCUGUUUGUCACUCCUCAUCCAAUGAGCUCUGAGAGCAGCGGACGGGCGGACGACGCCACCUCAGGUUAUGCUGCUGCCUUUCCUGGGACGUCUCAGUCUGUGGCUGAAGCAGAAGGAGGAGGAAGAAUCCCAGCCAGAGCUACCGACAGUAGGAAAAUUCAGGGUAGAAUUGCGAGCUCCGUUAAGAAGAUGAAUGAAGAUUUGGGCUACCAGGAAGACGGCGUCCUCAUCAACAAUGGUCAUCCACACUUCGGCGAACCUGACCGCGACUUGGAGCCGGAACUGAUCCGAAAACUCGUACAAAAGAGCCACGAAGCCAAAGCCUUCGCCCACUGCCCGUACAGCAGAUUCCGGGUCGGAGCGGCUCUCCUCAGUCAGGACGGGAGGAUUUUCCUGGGUUGCAAUGUGGAGAACGCCUGUUACACGCUGGGGAUCUGCGCGGAACGUUCCGCCAUUCAGACGGCCGUGACCGAGGGCGCCAAAAAGUUUGUUGCCAUAGCGGUAGCCAGUGAUGUGGAAGAAGAAUUUAUAACCCCGUGCGGCGCCUGCAGACAAGUCAUGCGGGAGUUUGGCUCGGAGCUGCAGAUCAUCCUCACCAAGCCCAGUGGCUCCUACCUGGUAAAGACACUUCAGCAGCUGCUGCCGAUGUCCUUUGGACCCGAGAACUUGAAAUAAGACCAUGGAAUGAGAUGAAUAUUUACCCGAUGUAUAUAGUGUUAUUUAUGGGAUAUAGGGCUGAUCCUAGAGGUAGACGGCGGCUGUGCGAUCCCCCUGCGAUGGGGGGGGGGGGGGGGCGGUCUCAUCGUCUGGGGUCUAUGACAGCUCGACACCCCACAACUCCUCCUGAGAUAGGGGGCUAACGCAGCUUUCCCAGGGUCCUGAAUGACUUAUCUGGGGCAAUAAUACAUCCCAAUCUCCCAUACUGCUGUGUAACAUACACAGAUAUUGUAGGGCCCUAUUGCAAUGCGUACUAUGGGCCCCCAGUGCUUUUUCUGACCGAUUUACAAAUUAUUUUAUGACGUAACAACUGCCAUAAAUUCACCCUGAUACACCUCUGAUUCCCUUCAUGAUAAAACUGUUUGCCAGCAGUCACCACUAGCUGGCGCUCAGUGCAUAGGAAUUUAUACAGUUACCAUUAAACUCAAUGGAAGUCAGUCAGCUCCCCCUAGUGGCGACUGCAGGAAAUGCUGUGGAUUUAUGUUGUGAAGCAUAAGGAGUUUAGCGCAGGAACCUGUCUCACCACCAGCCCCAUAGCAGUGGUAUGGUAAGCCUUUAUGGUGAGUAUUUGUCAAAGAGAGGAGUAAUGGCGGCCAUAUUUGCUACUCACUUUCAGCAACAGAAAUGGCUAAGACACAGCUGAAUGGAAUUUCAAACCAGUUGACACGAGAUGAGUCCAGGACUGAUAUUAUUGUUAUGAUCUGUAAUCUCCAGUGUAAAAUUAAAUUAAUAAAUCCAAUAUGAUAAUA
Molecule: messenger RNA, 1562 nt
Organism: Bufo gargarizans (Asiatic toad)
Lineage: Eukaryota; Metazoa; Chordata; Amphibia; Anura; Bufonidae
Gene: CDA
Product: cytidine deaminase
Exons: 5
Coding region: 118-771 (217 amino acids)
Cellular component (GO): cytosol
Molecular function (GO): zinc ion binding; cytidine deaminase activity
Source: RefSeq, a predicted model, not a curated record